AUCUGGUUGCAAAGACAGCACUGCUAGCUUCGAUGACCAUUCUGAGGCACCUUUUGAAUGUGAACAGCCCACAGUCAACGUUCAAGAGUUGGGUGAUUUGGUGACGAGGGGUGUUCGCUAUCUUGCUGGAAAAGUUGACCGAAAUUUCCGGUUCAUCGGUGAGCUGAAARAAGAAGUGAAGAAUCUGAGGAAGGAGCAGAGUAAUGCGUUUACAAGACUCUGCAAUGCCCUGUCUAGCAUUUCUGUUUUCGCCAUUGAGCAGCACAGUCAUCGCCUCCCACAUCGUGUUUACAUCACGGAGAGGAAACAUGGCCUUUGCCAGAAGCUGAGUUUUCUGAUUGGCUUGAAGCCAGUGGAGCUGCAUCUCAUGUGCGAAUCCAAAGACCGCUGCCAUGUUGUAGAUGGCCAGGAGGGGAAGAGGUUGUGUUUGCAGAACGAGGAGAGGCGCCAUGUGUGGACUCUCUUCAAGUUGACAAUUCUUACUAUGGCUGUGCUGCUGAAAACCGGCUGUGCAAUUUCUAUGGGCAUCCAUCAGCUUGUGCCAGACUUGGGCGAUUUGGCGAACUGGACAAGCUUUGUGAUUGGAACAGUGGGGAACGCUGGUCUGGAAUUUCUGGACCUGGAAGACCUUGAGCGGAGAAUGAAUAAUGUUGGAAAGGAUAUGUUCAAGGAUGAUGGUCCGGAAGAUGGUGUGAAGCGUCAGGCAGCGAUGGACUGGCUGGAGGGAAUCCUGGAAGGUGGGGCAAGCGAGGUACGGGAAAGAUUUGGCCUCACGAGAGUGAAGUACAGAGACACAGGCUCAGUAGCCUGGAUAUGUAGCUCCUGUCUCAAGAACAGCCAACUGUUUGUGGAGGUAUUUUAGGUGCAGCUAUGCGACUAAACUGGCGCAUGAGCCAUGUACUCAAGAAGAGCCAGCUGUUUAUGCAGCUCYUGUCUCAAGAAGAUCCAGUGCUCGAUCAGUGGAUAGAAAUCAUAGAUUCUGAAUAGGUGGUCAUGCCUGCAGGUAGAGAGGCCAGCCAGCACUAAGAACAUUUACUGUUGUUGCUGUAUUCAUUACUAGGACCUGCAGAGAGGGUUUUUCAUCAUCGAAAAGACUUCACCUUUGACUACUCUUAGCCAGAUUUGAGCAUUGCUUUGCGGUUUCUGCUACUAGUCUGGUCACCAUAUGCAUGCUGGUUAAGAGGGUUCAUCGAGCUUGUGACUUUUCUUUGUACAGUCGCCUUGCAGUUUGGCGCUGCGCUCAUUUCCUAUGAGAGGCCACCUAGCGGUGCGAGCAGUUGUGGUGUGCGGAACACCRUGGAGUAGCAGUCUGGUUGACCACUUGCCAUAGAGCUCUUCUGCUGAGAGUGUAGAGGAGGAAGGGUGGUUGAGAGUCUAKGGGAGGAAGGGUGGAGGAGGAUGUAUAAUGCGAGCAAUAUAAUAGGCAAUCUAUGGUCAUUGUCGCUCUUGAAGUUGUGGUGGUACUUGCCAAUAUCACUCCAUUUUUGUGAAUUGGCUCGUACUACCUCCGCGUUGACAGAUGACGAGUUGUAUCAGGUGAUAGUCCGCGAGCACAAAUAGUUAUUCGUAACUGUAUMUUACCUCUCUGAUUCUCUUCUCAGCAUGAGGUGACCGAACUGUUUAAGAGUCGUUUUGAUUGGGAGGUGCGAGCGGUUUUCUACCUUGAGAGUCAUGUCAGUUGUGAUGGUUUCGGUGGGAGAUGGGCUGGAAGGUGGAGCACGUGAUGUGGGAGUGGUACCGACAUGCAUGAGGUAAAACACACCAGCAGCUGAAGGAUGCACAUCAUCC
Molecule: messenger RNA, 1788 nt
Organism: Chara braunii
Lineage: Eukaryota; Viridiplantae; Streptophyta; Charophyceae; Charales; Characeae
Source: the annotation of a GenBank genome assembly